Messenger RNA from Papaver somniferum (opium poppy), 930 nucleotides. Its product is annotated as protein MAINTENANCE OF MERISTEMS-like. The record is from RefSeq and is a predicted model, not a curated record. Bases 1 to 930 code for a protein of 309 amino acids. The transcript has 3 exons. Lineage: Eukaryota; Viridiplantae; Streptophyta; Magnoliopsida; Ranunculales; Papaveraceae.
AUGGGGGGCAAAGUUCUAUUUGGAUAUCCUGGAUCGUGGGCUCAUUGCAUUAGUGAGACAAUCGAUCAUAAGGAUGUCGCAUGUCUUUUCCGGCACCAAUCUUCUUUCAAGAAAAUGGAGUUGUGGCCGCUAGAAGGUGAAUGUGCAAGAGUUAGAGAUUUGGUUCAAAACUCAGGUUUGUACAAUGCCGUUCUGAACUCUGUGAUUGCGUAUGACAAGGUCGCAGUAUCUAGUUUCUGUGAAAGGUAUCACGCUGAAGUCGACACAUUCCAACUUCCUUUUGGUGAGAUGGCGAUAACUCCUGAUGACGCAGAACAGAUAUUAGGGUUGCAGGUCGAAGGCAAAUCAACCGGUGAGAAGUUCAAGAAAAGGCCUAGUUGGGAAGACAUCUAUACAUGGACCAAGAACUUGUUUGGCUGGGAUUCCGAGAAGACUAAUUGUCUUUUCGAGAAGGUACCUAAGUACCCGAAGAAAGAGUUCAAACUUGUAGAUAUUAUGAACAUGUUUUCUGGGACAGAAAAGAAGGAAAAGGAAGGAGGUCUUUCUGAUAUGGAAUGUCGCUAUGCGGCGGCUGGGUAUUUGUUGUAUGUCCUUGCGUCGGUUAUAUUUCCUGACAGCAAAGGUAACCGGGUGAGCGCCAACCUUCUUCAGCUUUUGGAUCCCUGGGAAGAUGUGAGCAAGUACUCUUGGGGGACUGCCAUAAUUGCACACCUGAAUGGUCAGCUUUCUCAGGGAUCUCGCAAACUAACUUCUCAAAUUAAUGGGAAUUUGGCUCUAAUCCAGGUGUGGAUUUAUGAUCAUUUCCCAUCACUGAUCAAAGAUAACGAAGAUGUGGAACUCAACCCACAAUGGAGCAAAGGUAGUCCAACGGGAACCAAAUACUUGUUCACUGGUUCUCAAGAUAGGGAACAAACUGAUGCGUUGAUAUAA